AUGCCCGAAGAUGAUCUAGAUCCGAAAGAGGUUGAUGGAACGCUGGAUGAGGACGUUCCAGUGGGGAAUAAAGAGGAGCAACCUAAUCCGGAGGAGACGUUGAUUGUUAAGCUGUUAGCCAAGAAGUUGUCGGUGUCUUUCAUGAAAAAGAGGCUGGAGAACAUGUGGGCACGAGAAGGUAAAAUUCUUGUGACUGAUGUUGAAAACGAUUUUAUCUUUGUUAGGUUUGAGAAGAAGGAGGAUAUGAAUUUUGCUCUAUUAGCUGGUCCAUGGAGCAUCUUUGGUCACUACCUAGCCAUUCGUAGGUGGGAACCGGAUUUCCAUGCUAUGCAAACUUCUAUUGGAAAAAUUACUGCUUGGAUAAGACUUCCUGGGUUUCCAAUAGAGUACGUCAACACAUCCCUUAUGAAGAGUCUUGGAGAUUGGGUAGGUACUUUCAUCAAAUUGGAUUCUGCUACAACGAACUUAGCAAGGGGUAAGUUUGCAAGGAUCUGCGUUGAAUUAGACCUAAGCCAGCCUUUAAAAGCUGAAUAUUAUACUGAUGGAAAAUAUAAACAAGUUAAGUACGAAGGUUUACACCUGGUUUGUUUUGGAUGUGGGAGGUAUGGUCAUAAUGUUGAUGCUUGCCCUAGUGCAGUAAAAUCAGAUCAAAUAGUGAGCAUAGAUGAUGAAUCUAUUUGUAAGGAGUCUCAGGAGAAGGCAUACGGGGGAGGGGAAGCUGAAGUGCAAUCUUUUAACUUUGGCCCUUGGAAGGUUGUGUCACGAACAAAAAAAGGUAAACCCAAUUCACAUAGGGGAGGUGCAGCUACAAACACUGAGGAAAAACAAGAUAAAAAGAAAACAUUUGCGGUUGCGGAACCGAGGGCUUCUCAGGAAAAGGAUCAGUCUGAAGGGAAAUCUAGCCAGAAGGUGAUGAAGAACAACACUUCGAAGGAGAAGGAGCAACACCGGACCACCAAUCAUGUUCAAGCUAGAUCAAAUGCGCACAAAGAGAAAGUUCAAUUGGUUGAAACAGAGAGUGCUUAUAGGUUGGUAAGGGUCAAUUUAGCACCUCCAGAUGUUAUGGUGAUAGAUCAGGCCCCUAAACCACCUGAUCCAGCAUCAACCCAAACUAUGGAGUACGAGGCAGCUGGAGAUAGGGGGCAGUCUAAUGAUGAAUUUAUAGUUCAGAAUCAGAAGAUGUUGCUAGGAGCAGCCAAAGCGAAACUUGGUCAUUCUCUAAAGCUUUUGGUUGAUAAACAUGAAUCUUGCAUUGUUAUGCUUAUGGAGACUCGUACACCUAGUGUUAACAGUACAAAAAUUAUGAAGAAACUUUGUUUUGAUAAGAUUAUAUUUGAAGAAGCUAAUGGCUUUGCUGGAGGUAUUUGGGUUAUGUGGAACUCAAAUAAAGCAAGAGUGGACUCCAUCUGUCAAGAGAGCCAAUUCAUUCACAUGAAUAUUGAAGUGGAAGGUAUUAAGAAGUUUGUGUGUACAGCUGUUUAUGCCAGCCCGCAUGAAGGAACUCGACAUGAUAUGUGGGAGAAGGCGUCUUAUCUUAGCCAGUCUAUUAAUGAGCCUUGGAUCAUGGCUAGUGAUUUUAACGAUAUCAAAUGUAGCAGUGAGAAAAAAGGAGGUACCAGACCGGACCUAGCAAAAUGUUUGAGAUUCCAAUCUUUCUUGGAUAACUGUCAGGUUAGGGAUGUUGAUGUUAAUGGUGCAAAGUUCACAUGGCAGGGACCAAAGUGGAACAAUCUUGAUAGAGUUUAUAAGAAACUAGAUAUAAAAUGUGCUAAUCUGCAAUGGACGCUGGAGUUUGGAGAUGCUACGGCUCAAACUCUUCCUAGGGUUCUUUCUGACCAUAAUCCUCUUCUUUUGAAGCUGGAAAAACAAAGUCAGCAUUGGCAGCAUAGACCGUUUAGGUUUAUGGCAACAUGGAUGGAUCAUCCGAGUUUUGAUACCCUUAUGGAGGAUAAGUGGAAUAAAACUGAGGAGAUCUCGCGAAUGCUUCCAAGGUUUGUGCCUCAUCUUCAUAAAUGGAAAAGGGAGAAGUCAAGGCAAAAAUGGAUAGAUGAUGGAGACAAGAACACUCGAUUUUAUCAUCUUAAAACUGUUUUACACAGAAGCAGUAAUAAGAUUUUAAAAUUGAAAGAUGAGCUACAACAAUGGAUAGAAAAUCCAAAUGAGCUCAAGCAGCAUGUUUGUCAGUUCUACAGUCAGCUGUUUUGUGAAGAAAUUACUGACAAAAGAUGGCUGGUAUCCGAAAAGAGCUGGCCUCGUUUGUCCAUGUCCGAGUUGAACAACAUGUCAAUCACGCCUACUAAUCAGGAAAUAAUGAAGUGUGUAUUCUCAAUGGGGGCUUUUAAAGCACCAGGAUCGGACGAGUUUCCUGCUGUUUUUUAUCAACGACAGUGGAAUCAAAUUAAAGGUCAGGUUUGUAAGACUGUUAAAGAUUUGUGGUGUACACCAAAAAGGAUUGCUGAGGUAAAUCACACCUUGUUAGUGCUGAUUCCGAAAACUAAAAGACCAGAAUCUAUUACCCAAUUUCGGCCAAUAUCUCUUUGUUCGGUUCUUUAUAAAAUUCUGUCCAAAUUCAUUGUUGGGAGACUCAAACCUGUGAUGGAAAAGAUCAUUUCACCAUCUCAAGUCAGCCUUGUGCCGAACCGGCAAAUCCAAGAUAACAUUAUCAUUGUACAAGAGCUGGUUCAUUCAAUGAGUAAAAUGAGGGGGAGGAAAGCUUUUAUAGCCAUCAAAAUCGAUUUAGUCAAGGCAUAUGAGAGGGUUAGCUGGCAGUUCAUGAAGAAGACUUUGGAAGAAAUUCACAUUCUUGAUGUGAUGGUCAAGUUGAUAAUGCACUGUGUCUCCUCGUCUACGAUCAAUGUGCUUUCGAAUGGAGGGAAAACACAUGAUUUCUUUCCUUCUAGAGGUCUUCAGCAAGGAGAUCCACUCUCUUCAUAUUUGUUUGUAAUGGCUAUGGAAAAGUUGACACAUAUAACUGAUAUUGCCUCAAAUGGUGAGCUUUGGAAGCCUAUGCGUGUGGGAAAGAAUGGCCUUAGGAUAUCUCAUGUAGCUUUUGCUGAUGAUCUAAUGGUGUUUAUGGAAGCUAGUGAGGAACAAAUUCACAUUUUGCUCAAAUGUUUAAGCUUGUUUGAAGAGAUGUCUGGGCAAAAAUUAAGUGUUGAUAAGACUAGUGUUUUCUUCUCAAAAAAUACAUCGGAGGAGAAUAUUAAUAAGAUUGUCCAGGUCAGUGGGUUUAAAAGAGUGAAGAAUAUUGGUCGAUAUUUGGGCUCCAUGAUGCAGCAUGGGCGGGUGAAGAGAAGUUUGUAUGAUGGUAUUGUUGAUCGGGUCAAGGAGAAAUUGAGUAACUGGGAAAGACAAUGUCUAUCUCAAGCAGGUCGUAUAACUCUUGCUCAAUCAGUCAUGACAACCAUUCCUUUCUUUCAAAUGCAAAGUUGCAUGCUUCCAAUGUCUGUUUGUGAUGAUAUUGAGAGAAUGCAGCGUCGGAUCAUAUGGGGAGAUUCGGAUAUCCAGAAGAAGAAUCAUUUGAUCAGCUGGGACGUAAUUACUUUGCCCAAGGAAUGUGGUGGUUUGGGUUUCAAAAAAUUAAACCAGAUGAAUUAUGCUUUCUUGGCUAAGAGAGCAUGA
Molecule: messenger RNA, 3621 nt
Organism: Gastrolobium bilobum
Lineage: Eukaryota; Viridiplantae; Streptophyta; Magnoliopsida; Fabales; Fabaceae
Exons: 5
Coding region: 1-3621 (1206 amino acids)
Molecular function (GO): zinc ion binding; nucleic acid binding
Source: RefSeq, a predicted model, not a curated record